AUGUCUGGCAAUACGAAGACCUUCAGAGCAGAUGUAUAUGGCGAGCAUCAGGGUCGGCAUCCCUCCAUGGGCGACCUUAAGAAUCGACUCUCAACAGAAGUCAGAGCGAAACUUGUUGAUACCAUUGCUGCUCGCCCGGGCACCGCUUAUGUGGAUUAUAACGGCAUAACUAAAGCCGUGGCGGAACAUGGCAAGCUUUACGAUGAUGCACAAGGAGAAGAAAUCACCUUUGGCCCUGAUGGUUCCGAUACCAAUUCAUCACGUUGGAAAGGCUGGACUACUGCUCAUGUGAAAACCACUUUCCAUUUUGAGGAUAUUUGA
Molecule: messenger RNA, 321 nt
Organism: Penicillium argentinense
Lineage: Eukaryota; Fungi; Ascomycota; Eurotiomycetes; Eurotiales; Aspergillaceae
Exons: 1
Coding region: 1-321 (106 amino acids)
Source: RefSeq, a predicted model, not a curated record